Molecule: messenger RNA, 843 nt
Organism: Monascus purpureus
Lineage: Eukaryota; Fungi; Ascomycota; Eurotiomycetes; Eurotiales; Aspergillaceae
Source: the annotation of a GenBank genome assembly
AUGAGUGCAAAAUCCACUGGAAAACGGAUAGAGUGCCAAAGAUGUGUUCUCAUGAACAAAACGGAAACGCUCAAAUACAGGUUCAAAUUGGACUUUGAAGAGAAGUACGGGAAGAGGGGAUUCCACCACAUCUUCCUGAACUGGCUCUAUAGAUGCUGGAAAGUCGAAUUCGGAGAUACCAUCCCGCUCACGGUUUCCAAGGACGCAAAGCGGAAGUUCUGCUCGGAUAGGGCCGGUGACGCCUUUGCUCGCUUCCUGGGCAGGUAUAUGGAGGUACAUACCGAGUCUACAGAGUCUCAAGAUAAAAGAAAAAAGGAGAAAAGGGGACCCCGCGUGCUCAUCGUUCCUGUAAGCGAGAGAAAUAACAAUAACACCAAGGUGCCAGAUGCGAAGAAUGAUGCAGAUGGACUUGAAAAUGAAUGCUACUCCAAAAGCGUCGACUCCAUCGAACUGGGCCUUAGUAUCAUAUUCCAAUGCCAGUCCGUGCCGCAUACCUGUGGGAGUUGGUUCAUUGCCAAGCCGAUCACGAUUAAUGCAUGUUGCCGCAAGGCUCGUGCUCGUACAGGGGAAGAAAAAAAGAAAGCAAAUAGAAGGACCAAAGGGAAUAAUGAAAGCAGAAGGAAAAGGGAGGAAUUCAAGUUCAAAACCGACGAGGAAUGGGAGCGGGCUAAGAGGAGAAAGGAGCAAGAGAGAAGAGAGCUUGUUCGUCUGGUGACCGAGUACGUUGCCAAGGAUACCUUCGUGUGCUGGAAGGAGGUAAAUGGAGACAUAGGCAGCACCACGCCCGUGGUAUAUAACCCGCCGAAGAAGACAUAUGUCGAGUCGAGGUACUAUGGAGACUAA